AUGUACUUUAUUCAAGAUGGACGAGGAGUUGCUGGAGCAUCUGUUCCGGAGCUUUUUGAGCCGAUGUUGCGUGGGCCGAUUCGUGCGCGAUCAGCAGAUGGGUUGGAGAUGCUGGUGUCCGUGUCGUUUCAGUGGAGGCUGAGGUCUGACGCGCUGAAGGAUCUCUACAACAUCUUGGGAGAAACCAUGUACAGGGAUGAAUUUGUCCGCUUUGCCCGGGCAGCUAUCAUUGAGUCCUGCUCUUUGUUUACGGCCGAUCAAUAUUUCACGGAGCGCACGACGAUCACGUCGAAGAUGCUGGAGGUGCUUCAAUCGAACUUUGACAAGCCGGAGCUUGGACUAAGAAUGGAGAUCACGGGCCUCCAGCUGCGAGAGGUUGACCUGCCCGACGACUAUGACGACGAAAUUGAGAACACGCAAGAACAAAUGCAGGAGGUUGAGGUGGGCAAAGCUGAGCGUCAGGAGCAGAUCAUCAUCAAGGAAGCAGAGAAGCUAGUUGCGAUUCAGCAGGUUGAGGAGCUUCUAAGAGGAGCGAGAGGAUUUGCACGCAGAAUCGAUCUCCAAAAUCAGGCUACAAUCACUCAGCUGAAGCUGGUGCAGCAGAAGCAAGCCGAGGCAAAUGCGGCAAUCCUUCAGCAGUUUGCAAACGAGACACAGGCCUUUGACAGGCUGUUCGAAGUUAUGGAGAUUCGUGCUCUCGAAGAUCAUGAAGCAGAAAGGAUGGCAGUGAGCCUGUAA
Molecule: messenger RNA, 738 nt
Organism: Symbiodinium necroappetens
Lineage: Eukaryota; Dinophyceae; Suessiales; Symbiodiniaceae
Source: the annotation of a GenBank genome assembly